Molecule: messenger RNA, 1179 nt
Organism: Lotus japonicus
Lineage: Eukaryota; Viridiplantae; Streptophyta; Magnoliopsida; Fabales; Fabaceae
Product: borneol dehydrogenase, mitochondrial-like
Exons: 2
Coding region: 213-1025 (270 amino acids)
Molecular function (GO): oxidoreductase activity, acting on the CH-OH group of donors, NAD or NADP as acceptor
Source: RefSeq, a predicted model, not a curated record
UUACAUUAGCAACUUAAAUCGGACACACGCAUUCCAAAGAGAAGUGAUCGUUCUCAACUCUUAGUUGGUGCCUAACAAUUUCAGAGCCAAAUUUUUCUAAGCGGUGCCCCAAAGUCAAAUAAGGGUGCUCUCUAUAAUUGUAGUGGGGUGGCUACUCGCAUAAGAUCUUCUUUACUACAUCGGCUAUCCAGAAAAUUGAGAAACUCACCCAAAUGGCAAGUGUUUCUUCAGUCUCAGCUGCUCUUAGAAGGCUUGAGGGUAAGGUGGCUUUGAUCACCGGUGGCGCGAGCGGAAUCGGAGAAGCCACCGCAAGACUCUUCUCCAAGCAUGGAGCUAAAGUGGUGAUAGCAGAUAUCCAAGAUGAUUUGGGCCACUCUGUUUGCAGAGACUUGGAAUCCGCUUCCUUCGUCCACUGCAACGUGACGAAGGAAGAUGAGGUUGAAACCGCCGUGAACACGACGGUUUCCAAGCAUGGAAAACUAGACAUCAUGUUCAACAACGCCGGCAUAUCCGGUGACAACAACAUCAGCAUCCUCAACAACACGAAAUCAGAUUUUGAGCAAGUUUUCAGUGUAAACGUUUUUGGUGCGUUUCUCGGAACGAAGCACGCGGCGAGGGUCAUGGUCCCUGCUAGAAGGGGAAGCAUAAUUAACACGGCUAGUGUUUCUGGGUUAAUCGGUGGCGCCACUCCACAUGCCUACACGAGUUCAAAGCAUGCGGUGGUGGGAUUGAUGAGGAACACGGCGGUGGAGCUUGGAGCUUACGGUGUUCGGGUGAAUUGUGUGUCGCCUUAUUUUAUUCCAACGCCGAUGGUUAAAAAUUUCUUCAAGCUUGGUGAAGAGGAUGAAGUUCCAAAGUUUUAUUCUAAUCUGAAAGGUGCUGAUAGUGUACCAGAAGAUGUGGCUGAAGCUGUUCUGUAUUUGGGAAGUGAUGAGUCUAAGUAUGUUAGUGGUCACAAUCUUGUGGUAGAUGGGGGAUUCACAGUGCUAAACAAUGGAUUUUGUGUGUUUGGACAAUCUGUAUGAGACUCUAAUUAUCACGUCAUCAUGUGUGUGUCAAUUUUUAUUUCCUCAAAAUUAAUUCUGAUGUAAACUAUGACUAGAACUUUCUCCGCAAAAUUGAUGAUGACUUUAAAAUUUAUUGAAAAACACGAAUUAAACAUGCUGUGUGUAUUCAUGA